Molecule: messenger RNA, 2356 nt
Organism: Sphaerulina musiva SO2202
Lineage: Eukaryota; Fungi; Ascomycota; Dothideomycetes; Mycosphaerellales; Mycosphaerellaceae
Product: COP9 signalosome subunit 1
Exons: 3
Coding region: 18-1439 (473 amino acids)
Cellular component (GO): COP9 signalosome
Source: RefSeq, a predicted model, not a curated record
GUAAGACUGCUCUCGACAUGGAGCCUACAAAGCCACAAGCUGGAACACUGCCGCUGCCGACGUUUGAUCUCGAGAACUACGCCAGUAACUACGAAGGCGUGCUCCUCAUCUAUCGCCUCGCCCACAUCGCCCUCCGCUGCCCAUCCCUCUCCCAUCAGGCCCUCGUUCUCGCCAUCGCCAAAGCCAAAGCUGGCAAGGACGUGCAGCUCUACAACCGCCUCACCGAGCUCGCCGGUCAACUGCACUUCACCGAUCUCGCUACCGUCGAUGUCGACUGGGCGUCACGACAGGAUGAGGAGAACCGGAGAGAACACAGCAGGCUGGAGAGUGAGCUCCGAGGAUACAAGAACAACUUGAUCCGAGAGUCGAUUCGCAUGGGACAGGAAGAUCUGGCGAUCCAUUACCUCGAAACAGGUGGGCUCGUCCAUGAUGCGGCGAAUCCUUCCUCCAGCGGGACUGGUUACAAUUCUGCGUCACAGGCCUUCUCCAAGAUGCGGGACUUCUGCGUGACGCCCAGCCAUCUCAAUGGCCUGUACCUACGCGUCAUGUACACGACCGUCCUACAAGCCGCGCAGGCGCAGCUGAACGGCCUUCCCGCCAUCCACUACUACAACGUCCUCCUCGCGAACUCGAAUCGGCUUAAGAGCAGCGGCAGCAAAGAGGAGGAGAUGAAGCUGGUGAUGCCCAUCCAUCACGUUAUCGCAGGCAUCGCACAUAUCGGACAAGGAGACUACCGCCAGGCAGCCCGCGCGUUCAUGCACACGCCCUUUGAGUACCAUAAUUCCGGUCCUGUUCUGGGCCAGAACAUGGAACGAAGUGUCGCCAAUGGGAAUGACGUUGCCAUCUAUGGUGGUCUCUGCGCUCUGGCGACCAUGUCCCGCGAAGAGCUGAUGGAUGAUGUGCUGGGGGGACCUUUCCGCGCCUUCCUCGAGCUCGAACCACACAUGCGCAAGGCUAUUGGUCUCUAUACGACCGCAAAGUACCAGACUUGUCAAGACACUCUGCGAAGAUAUUAUAGUGACUGGAGUCUCGAUGUCUUUUUGGGCGCUCCUUUGGGCAAUCAUCCCCAGUCCCACGUUGAUCUCCUCUUUGCUAAAAUCCGAGAACGGAGCAUCACAGCGUACUUUUCCUCCUUCUCCGAGGUGAGCCUCGCCACAUUAGCUUCCACCUUUCCGCCCGUCUCCACCGCGCCCGAUGCCAUGGAAGUGGAGAUUCUGGGCAUGAUUAAGAGUGGGACGCUCGAUGCCCGACUGGAUGUCGUGGAUGGAAUUGUGAUUGCUCCCAAAAAAGAUCUGAGACAAGAAACACACCUGAAUGCGAAGAAGGUUGCUGAGGAGGUCGAACGGACUUUGCUCUUGCGUCUUCAUAAGGUGAAUAUGACACUGGCAGGGUUAGAGAUUCCCAAGGUGAAGGGUGCGCCAUGGGGCAACGGGUAUUAAGGAAUGGUCUGCUUGAUUACUUUUCUGCAUAGCGUGGCGGGACCGGACUCGAUUAGACUGGCGUUUGGAGCGAGCUCAGGUCAUGGUCGUAUGAGACCAAGAUGAAAAGAUGAUGAUAACAGAGGACAUGCCCACGGCAUCUGCAGGUUUCCAGAGAAUGAAGAUGAUAUGAUAGUACCAUGAGUCUGUAUAGGACACGAGUGAAAUACAUGUAAUGCUUAGAGAGGGGAGCGAGGCUGAAGUUGGGAAAGUCGAAUCUUGCCAUUGGGGUCCGAAGUCUCCAUUUCGAGCGCGAUUGCAUUGAACAGACGAUUCAAAUCCGAGGCUACUAUCAUGUGGUAGUAGUAGGCAGAUCUGUUGGUGUGUCUGUCUGUCUGACUGACUGACUCUCUGCCUGCUAACCGGCCUGCUCUUGACCAACUAAUCACCUCGCAACCAACCAAACGCCGCUCCCCCCUCCCAACUUCAGGUACGAAAUAGCGAGAACGAAAAGAUCAAUUAUCCUCCUUAUACCGAUGUCCACAUUCAUGACAAACAUAAAACACCGUCGUGCCCUCAUCCGCACUCCUCAACUGCAACGCCGUAAAAUACAUUUCCGGCGAAGCGCACUCGGGACACGUCUGAGAGAUUUUCUGUCCAUUCUUCUGCAGCUCUUCUUCAGAGACGGAUUGCACGUUUCCUUGGAGUUUGGUUCGGAGCUGAGAGGGGAGGGAGCGGGGUCGAGAAGUUUCGACGAUGGUCGAGGGCCAGUUGUUGGGAUUUGUGGUGCCGCAGACUUCACAUUGGAUUUUGAGAUGGGUGGGAGAAACUCUUUCGAGGAGAUUGUUACAUGCGGUGCAGAAACAUAGUCCGCCGACGAGAGACAUGAUUUGUUGUUCUUGUUCUUGUUCUUCGUAUAGUUGUUGAUUUGAUUUGAG